This is a messenger RNA of Octodon degus (degu), 3407 nucleotides long. It is a transcript of the gene Dpp8, whose product is annotated as dipeptidyl peptidase 8. Gene Ontology annotation, molecular function: dipeptidyl-peptidase activity; serine-type peptidase activity. Gene Ontology annotation, biological process: proteolysis. The transcript has 21 exons. The coding region runs from base 490 to 3165 and encodes 891 amino acids. The record is from RefSeq and is a predicted model, not a curated record. Lineage: Eukaryota; Metazoa; Chordata; Mammalia; Rodentia; Octodontidae.
AAGUCGCAGCCCCUCCCAGAUUUCUUUUGUCGCCUGUUCUGGCGGGUCGCCUUCCCGCGUCCCCGUCGUUCCUCCCGGCCAAUAGGUGGCGCUACAGUGACCGGCGCAGCACAGCAGGCAGCGGCCUCCUUCUUGGCCCGGCUGCAGCGCCUCGGCCGGGGAGGCGGGGCUCGAGGAACCGGAAGUGCCGGGGCCGCUUCACCCGCCGUCGCCGCCUAAAAGUACCGAGUCCAGCGCCUUUAAGUACCGCGUCCGCCGCUGCCGAGGAAGCUGCUGUAGCCCGGACGGGAGCGGAGGCGGCGCGGCAUGAAGCGGCGCAGGCUCGCUCCGUAGCGCGUCGGGACGGUCCGGGCAGGGCCGGGGGGAAGGAUUGGAUGGUGAGGAAAGGACAAGAUCCUAUGAGAAGAGAGCAGGAUGAGCAGAAGGAUCCAUACUUGAGAUUGGGCCACUUGAAAAUGAGCUGUUUGAGUGUGGAAGAGAUCUGAACAGAUGAAAAUACAAUCAGGAAAAUGCAACAUGGCAGCAGCAAUGGAGACAGAGCAGCUGGGUGUUGAGAUAUUUGAAACUGCAGAGUGUGAGGAAAAUAUUGAAUCACAGGAUCGGCCCAAAUUGGAGCCAUUUUAUGUUGAGCGAUAUUCCUGGAGUCAGCUUAAAAAGCUGCUUGCUGAUACCAGAAAAUACCAUGGCUACAUGAUGGCCAAGGCCCCACAUGAUUUUAUGUUCGUGAAGCGGAACGAUCCAGAUGGGCCUCAUUCGGACAGGAUCUAUUACCUUGCCAUGUCUGGUGAGAACAGAGAAAACACACUGUUUUAUUCUGAAAUUCCUAAAACCAUUAACAAAGCAGCAGUCUUAAUGCUUUCUUGGAAGCCUCUUUUGGAUCUUUUUCAGGCAACACUGGACUACGGAAUGUAUUCUCGAGAAGAAGAACUAUUAAGAGAAAGAAAACGCAUUGGAACAGUAGGAAUUGCUUCUUAUGAUUAUCACCAAGGAAGUGGAACAUUUCUGUUUCAAGCUGGUAGUGGAAUUUAUCACGUAAAAGACGGAGGGCCACAAGGAUUUACACAACAACCGUUACAGCCCAAUUUGGUGGAAACUAGUUGUCCUAACAUACGAAUGGAUCCAAAAUUAUGCCCUGCUGAUCCAGACUGGAUUGCUUUUAUACAUAGCAAUGAUAUUUGGGUAUCGAACAUCAUAACUAGAGAAGAAAGAAGGCUCACCUAUGUACACAAUGAGCUCGCUAACAUGGAAGAAGAUCCCAGGUCAGCUGGGGUGGCGACCUUUGUGCUCCAAGAAGAGUUUGACAGAUACUCUGGCUAUUGGUGGUGCCCAGAAGCUGAAAGAACUCCUAGUGGUGGUAAAAUUCUUAGAAUUCUAUAUGAAGAAAAUGAUGAAUCUGAAGUGGAAAUUAUUCACGUAACAUCCCCGAUGUUGGAAACAAGAAGGGCAGAUUCAUUCCGUUACCCUAAAACAGGCACAGCAAAUCCAAAAGUCACCUUUAAGAUGUCGGAAAUAGUGAUCGAUGCUGAAGGAAGGAUUAUAGAUGUCAUAGAUAAAGAACUAAUUCAGCCUUUUGAGAUUCUAUUUGAAGGAGUUGAAUAUAUUGCCAGAGCUGGAUGGACUCCAGAGGGAAAAUAUGCUUGGUCCAUUCUGCUAGAUCGUUCCCAAACUCGCCUGCAGAUAGUGUUGAUCUCGCCUGAAUUAUUUAUCCCAGUAGAGGAUGAUGUCAUGGAGAGACAGAGGCUCAUCGAAUCAGUGCCUGACUCUGUGACACCACUCAUUAUCUAUGAAGAAACUACAGACAUCUGGAUAAAUAUCCAUGACAUCUUUCAUGUUUUCCCCCAAACUCGUGAAGAUGAAAUUGAAUUUAUUUUUGCCUCUGAAUGCAAAACAGGUUUCCGUCAUUUAUAUAAAAUCACAUCCAUCUUAAAGGAGAGCAAAUAUAAGCGAUCCAGUGGUGGGCUGCCUGCCCCAAGUGAUUUCAAGUGUCCUAUCAAAGAGGAAAUAGCGAUUACCAGUGGUGAAUGGGAAGUUCUCGGUCGGCAUGGAUCUAAUAUCCAGGUUGAUGAAGUCAGAAGAUUGGUGUAUUUUGAAGGCACCAAAGACUCCCCUUUAGAACACCAUCUGUAUGUGGUCAGCUAUGUAAACCCUGGAGAAGUGACAAGAUUAACUGACCGGGGCUAUUCCCACUCCUGCUACAUCAGCCGGCAUUGUGACUUUUUUAUAAGUAAAUAUAGUAACCAGAAGAAUCCACACUGUGUGUCCCUUUACAAACUGUCAAGCUCUGAAGAUGACCCAACUUGCAAAACAAAGGAAUUCUGGGCCACCAUCUUGGAUUCAGCAGGUCCUCUUCCUGACUAUACUCCCCCAGAAAUUUUCUCUUUUGAAAGUACUACUGGAUUUACAUUGUAUGGGAUGCUGUAUAAACCUCAUGAUCUACAACCUGGAAAGAAAUACCCCACUGUGCUCUUCAUAUAUGGAGGUCCUCAGGUUCAAUUGGUGAAUAACCGGUUUAAAGGAGUCAAGUAUUUCCGCUUGAAUACCCUAGCCUCUCUGGGUUAUGUGGUUGUGGUGAUAGACAACAGGGGAUCCUGUCACCGAGGGCUAAAAUUUGAAGGCGCCUUUAAAUACAAAAUGGGUCAGAUAGAAAUUGACGAUCAAGUGGAAGGGCUCCAGUAUCUAGCCUCGAGGUAUGACUUCAUCGACUUGGAUCGGGUGGGCAUCCACGGCUGGUCAUAUGGGGGCUACCUCUCCCUGAUGGCGUUAAUGCAGAGGUCUGACAUCUUCAGGGUUGCUAUUGCCGGAGCCCCAGUCACUCUGUGGAUCUUCUAUGAUACAGGAUACACGGAACGUUACAUGGGUCACCCUGACCAGAAUGAGCAGGGCUAUUACCUAGGAUCUGUGGCCAUGCAAGCAGAAAAGUUCCCCUCUGAACCAAAUCGUUUACUACUCUUACAUGGGUUCUUGGAUGAGAAUGUCCAUUUUGCACACACCAGUAUAUUACUGAGUUUUUUAGUGAGGGCAGGAAAGCCAUACGAUCUACAGAUCUAUCCUCAGGAGAGACACAGCAUCAGAGUUCCUGAAUCUGGAGAACAUUAUGAACUGCAUCUUUUGCACUACCUUCAAGAAAACCUUGGAUCACGUAUUGCUGCUCUGAAAGUGAUAUAACUUUGUCCUGUAUAGAACUCGGGUACACACUGGCUGUUAACCAAAUGAGGAGGUUUCGGUGACAGACAAAAUGGAAUCUAUCGUCACAUCUUGGUACCUGUCACAUAACAUCUUUUGAAAAUUAAUUUGGUGCCAUACAGGCAUCUGCUGCAGCUUGUGAAGAGGAAUCAGAUACCUUAAACACAUACACAAUUGGGUGAUGCCCAUUUCUAAGGGAUCCAGCAAUACCAUGAAAAAUAACU